Messenger RNA from Strongylus vulgaris, 330 nucleotides. NCBI's taxonomy places the organism in Eukaryota, Metazoa, Nematoda, Chromadorea, Rhabditida, Strongylidae. The record is from the annotation of a GenBank genome assembly.
AUGGCUCUCAUGGCCACACCCAAUUCUUUGAUUUUCGACGCAAAGGGAGGAAAAGCGCAGUAUACACUAAUUAAUUCAAGUCAAACAAAUCUUGUUUACAAACUUAAAUGUAACAACUAUGUCAAUUACAAAUUCAGCAUGAUGGAGGGUUACAUCGGCGCAGGGGACAAGCAGAACAUUGAAAUCACGCGUACAAAGGGGCCUCCCGGAAAGGAUCUUUUCUUCCUGCACUAUGCAGUUGCACCGGAAGGUUCUAAGAAUCCACAAGAAGUGUGCACCUACGUGAAACCUAUUGCAACAAUAUUUGUGGACAUGUACGCUUAUUUGUGA